This is a messenger RNA of Ceratitis capitata (Mediterranean fruit fly), 1588 nucleotides long. RefSeq lists its product as uncharacterized. The transcript has 2 exons. Gene Ontology annotation, molecular function: protein binding. Lineage: Eukaryota; Metazoa; Arthropoda; Insecta; Diptera; Tephritidae. Bases 939 to 1220 code for a protein of 93 amino acids. The record is from RefSeq and is a predicted model, not a curated record.
AUAAAAAGUUGAGUUAAAAAAAAAAUAUAUAUAUAUAUAUAUCUAGAAAAAAACACCGUUAAGUAGUACAUAAUCACGACGAAUGCAAAAACUGGCAGAUAAUUGUGAGAUGAUGGAAAACAGCGAAUGCAAAAACAACAACCCGAUAAAUGAGCGAAUACAAAUUUGCAACAACAAAUAAGACGUCCGACCGUCAAUUGUUUAUCACCACAACAAAAGGUGCUCAUUUGCAUAUUUAAGCAAAGCCACUGCCUCAACUGCCCAACUAAAACUAAAUUCGUUACAUAUUAUUUUGUGCUUGUUGUUGUUGUCUCGGCAUUUAACAAUUUUUGAAAUUAUUGUGCUAAAGUGAGUGCAUGAAGAGAAGUGAAUGAUAGAUAAAUUAACAACUUAACAGCGUAACUAUGAUAAAUUUGAAUAUUUAAGUGCUCCUAAUAGAGCGCAAACAAAAGUAUGUUCGUAGGUAGUGAAUAAUUUCAGCGAAUGUUUGUGCGCUCUGCUUUAUACAUACGAUCAGACCACGGCGCGUUACUUCUGGGCCAAGCGUCUGACUCACAGCUGUCGCCGCACGCACCGCGCCGAAACCCUACAACGCUACCGCUAACCGCGCGCAUAGCUUUUGCUCACAACUAAGCUCAGUGCACUUCACGGCAAUACGCUACAAUUCAGUACAGCUCAGCUAUGCUUGGUGCGCGCUCCACUCGUGUGCGUUUGAAGCUCACGCGCGCUUAUCAAACGAUCACAUAGUUAGCUCUUGGCGGCUUAACGCGCAGAUAACGGUUGUAUAACGAAAAAAUAACAGUUGGUUUAAGCCAUAUCAGUGCGGGCAGUAAGCCCACUCAGUCGUGCUCGUUGAACACAAUACUGCUAUCUUUCUCUACUCUUCGCUUAGUUCUUAUCACAGUUACCUAAUAGCCAAAACCCGCGGAGAACGUUCAAUGUUACCGCCGUGUAAAGCGUCAUGGUGCCGCUUCGCCAUUUGGCUCACAAUCGGAAUUCUGCUUUUGCUGGUAGUCUUGGUGCUCGUCGUAUUGGCCAUCUUCGGUAGUCACCCAUGCGCAGGCGCUCUAGAUAAUUGCGAUGCUUUCAAAGCCAUUUGCGCCUCAUAUAACGGCGAUCAUCAAUUCUUCUACAGUCAAUGUGAAAUGCUGCGGGAGAAUUGCCUCACAGGCAGCGAUUGGCAGCAAGAUCACUAUAAUCAUUGCAAUGUGCAUAUUUAAGUAUUCUCGCUUUUGCUGGGAACUUCUUUGGAUGUGUAGAUGACGAGUUAUAAGUAAUUAAGCAAUUUAAGUAAUGAUUCAUAACUAAAUACCAAUGUGCUCAUUCCAAAGACUAUAAUUCCUUUAAACGUAAAAUAUUAAAUAACACAUCUAACGUAGUUUAAGUCAAGAUUUUAUAUUUAAUUCAAUAGAAUAUUUCAAAAUUAGUUGAGAAAUAGGCUUGCGUAAUUUAAAAAGUUUACAAUUUUAAAUAUUAAGUUUAGUAUUGUUUAAUAAUAGGCAUUACUAUGUAAGCCAACAACUGUUACCAAAUAAUAUUACAAACUAAAUUAUAUAUACAAUAAAUAAAACAAAUUAAUUUUGCCUUG